AUGUAUAUUUUUGCAAACUUGAUUAAAAUGAAUAUUAUGACACACCUACAAAAUAUUACAUUUAAUUUUGGUGGGCCCACAAUCUCCAAAAGCAACAGCUCCUGUUUGAGAAACUCUGAACAAAAUAAGGGCUUCCCGGGGAGUUCCGCGGGUUACGAAUCCACCUGCAAUGCAGGGAACACAGGAGACACAGAAGACUUUGAUCCCUGGGUCAGAAGAUCCCCUGGAGGAGAUCAUGGCAACCCAAUCCAGUAUUCUCAGCUGGCAAAUGCCAUGAAAGAGGAGUCUGGCGGGCUACAGUUCCCAGGGUAG
Messenger RNA from Rangifer tarandus platyrhynchus (Svalbard reindeer), 312 nucleotides. Lineage: Eukaryota; Metazoa; Chordata; Mammalia; Artiodactyla; Cervidae. The record is from the annotation of a GenBank genome assembly.